Messenger RNA from Diaporthe batatas, 1179 nucleotides. RefSeq lists its product as uncharacterized. Gene Ontology annotation, molecular function: FMN binding; NADPH dehydrogenase activity. Bases 1 to 1179 code for a protein of 392 amino acids. NCBI's taxonomy places the organism in Eukaryota, Fungi, Ascomycota, Sordariomycetes, Diaporthales, Diaporthaceae. The transcript has a single exon. The record is from RefSeq and is a predicted model, not a curated record.
AUGGCCGAGAACACCAAGCUGUUUACGCCUAUCAAGGUUGGCUCGACCACCUUAGAGCACAGAAUUGCCAUGGCUCCUCUGACCCGAUUCCGGGCCAACAACGAUCUGGUCCCCGAGGACAUCGCCGUUCAAUACUACGCACAAAGGAGUGUCGUCCCCGGCACCCUCAUCAUCUCCGAGGGGUCAUUUAUUUCCCCUCAGGGCCGGGGCUACAUCAAUGCUCCUGGUCUUUACACAGAUGCCCAGCAGGAGGGAUGGAAGAAGGUCACAGAUGCCAUCCACAGCAAGGGUUCAAAGAUUUUUGCACAGCUCUGGCACCUGGGCCGUGCCGCCGCAGGAGGCGAGGCCUCUGGCAACCCACCAAUUGACCCCACCUUUGACUUCAGCAAGGAUCUCGUCAGUGCCAGUGCAAUCCCCAUGAAGGAGGGUGAGCGGGCGCCUCGGGCCAUGAGCGAGGAGGACAUCCAGGCCACCAUCGCCGACUACGCGAGGGCAGCCAAGCUCUCCGUCGAGAAGGGCGGUUUCGACGGUGUCGAGAUCCACGCCGCCCACGGAUACCUCAUCGACCAGUUCACCCAGGACACUUCCAACAAGCGCGAGGACGCCUGGGGCGGCAGCAUCGAGAAGCGCGCACGCUUCGCCAUCGAGGUCGCCAAGGCUGUGAUCGCUGCUGUCGGCAAGGACAAGGUCGGCAUCCGCCUGUCUCCCUGGUCUUCCUUCCAGGGCAUGCGCAUGGAGGACCCCAUCCCCCAGUUCAGCUACCUCAUCGGCCGGCUGAGCGAGCUGGACCUGGCCUACCUGCACCUCGUCGAGCCUAGGGUGCACGGUGUUGUUGACGUUGAGCCCGCGGAUGAGAGCCUCGACUUCGCUCUGCAGGCAUGGGGCCGCGAGAAGCCCAUCCUCAUCGCAGGCAGCUACAGCACGGAGCUCGCCAUCGAUGCGGUCGAGAACAAGUACAAGGAUUACGCCGACCAGCUGAUUAUUGUCUUCGGCCGCCGCUUCAUCUCUACUCCGGAUCUGGUCUACAGGGUGAAGAAGGGCAUUCCCCUCACCGAGUACGACCGUAGCACCUUCUACAUCCACCAGUACAGGGGCGACAAGCGCGAACCCGGUUACAUCGACUACCCCUACUGCGAAGAGUACAUCAAGGAGUUCGGCAAGCCCGAUGUUGCAGUCUAA